UUCUAUAUUUUCUUCCACGAGUUUUUUUUUUUUCAUAGGCAGUGAAUUUUCGUGAUGGAGAGUGCAGGUGAGCCUGGGAUCAUCUCCGUGGAUGGAAAUCACUUGGAGGGAGGUGGGCAGAUUUUGAGGUUAGCAGCUGCGUUGAGCGGGUUGCUGAAGAAACCCGUGGAGGUUUUCGACAUUAGAGGUGGUCGGCCAAAGCCCGGCUUGAUGGCUCAGCAUUUAACUGGAUUGCAGCUUUCGAGUCUCAUUUGCAAUGGAACCCUUUCCGGGGCUUCGUUGGGAUCCACUCAAGUGGUUCUCACGCCGGGUCCGGUGAUGACUGCUGGGGUUUAUGACAUGGACACCGGAACCGCAGGUUCAGGUGCUAACAUGGAGGAAGAAACGAGCAUCGGCCUUCUGAUCCAAGUUUCUCUCCCUCUGCUCCUGUUCGCCUCACCUCCGGGCUCCAAAUCACGCAUGACACUCGGCGGAGGAACAAACGCGGCAUUUGCUCCACAAAUUGACUACAUGACCCACGUUUUUGCACCCGUUGCCAAGAAAUUCGGGGUCAACUUUGACAUCCGAGUGGAACGACGAGGCUAUUACCCACGCGGCGGUGGGUUGGUGUCAGUGGAGGUACCUUCGAUCCCUGUGUUGAAAUGUGUGAAUCUUACGGACAUGGGCUCGGUUUUGAGGAUCCGGGGAAUGAGCUUUGUUGCUGGUGCUUUACCCUUGAAGGCUGCCCAUGAAAUUGCGGAUUACGCCACGAGGGCUUUACGAAGACAUUUUCCGCCUGAUGUGCCAAUAGAUAUUCAUAGGUACAAAGAAGCGCCGAGGUUCGCAGUUGGAACAGGAUCUGGAAUAACUUUGUAUGCUGAGACGUCAACUGGAAUGACUUUUGGAGGAUCUUGUUUGGGGGAUCGCUCGAAAAGGAACAAUGUGAUCGGCGAAGAAGCUGCGGAAGAAUUGACGGAAGCGUUUUUGGCCAAAGCUUGCCUCGACAAAUGGGCACAAGAUCAGGUGAUAUUAUUCAUGGCUCUCGCCCGCGGAAAAUCGGUCAUUCGCUCCACAAGCCUCACUUUACACACGAAGACUGCCAUUUUUGUUGCGGAAAAAUUCACGGGGAUGGGUUUGCUACCAUCUUCGGUUGAAGUGAGCAUCGAGAUCCUGUUGGACAGAAUCGACUGUCCGGGUCUCCGGUUGCCGCACAAGGAAAUGACUUACAUGAGAAUCUAUUUGUUUGACGUGGAUGUAAGGACUGGUCAGGCUCCUCCGUAUCUUCCAAUCAUCUUCCAAGAACAGUUCAAAUUUUCAAAGAAAUUUUAUGCCAUGAAAGACUGGACGGAGUUGGAAGUGAUGCUCAGGUUCCAGGCCUUGAAUGUGGAGUUGCUUCAGCGGCAAAUUGGAGGAUACUCAAAGAUCCUUGCCUGAAUAUCAGGGUAAUGCUUGGGAUGUACUCGUGGCAUGUAACCAUGACCCUGUUGACAGUCCAGUGACCUCUGAAGGAAGGGCCAGACUUGUCAUGAAACCAACGGUCCAUAUGCCAACAACGAUUGCUCCAGAGUGCCACGUGAGGUUCAUGGUGUGCACCAUUGGAUGGACUCCACCGUGGAGGCCCUAUGGUGCAACUGUCGGGGACAAGCCGAGCAAGUCCCGAAGGCUCGGCGACUCGUUACCAAAGGUGUCUUGGAGCAGCAUGGAGAGUCUCGCAGGAAGGAACAAAAGUCGGGGCUCUGCAGGCAUGGGAGAUCAAGUUACCAGAGGAGCCAUUGUGUCUGCUGAGAUAGACGUCCUUAAAGUUUGUUGCAAAAGCAUGCGUUACCGUCCCUCCGGCAGAGUGUACAUCCAAGUGACCUACCUGGGCCAAGCCGCCUCCACGGUGCCCAAACUGCCGGUGUUCCCUUUGACCUGCGCCGAAACCCUGGUGUUCCGGGAAGUGCUGGAUGCGUCCGGAGACGAAGGCAGGUUCGGUGUGGGUGCUGCAGCAGAGCACAUGAGUAGGGCGAGGCUCAGGAUCGAGCUGAAGCAAACUGGACCCACUGAACACCCGGUUUUGGGCUAUGUGGAAGUCCGAGGCUGGCAAGUCCUCACGCCGGUCGAAGAAAACAUGUACUCGGAGAUUGAGGAAAACGUGCAGCUGAAACUUUUGGCGCUUGGGCCAUUUUUG
Notodromas monacha is the source of this 2149-nucleotide messenger RNA. The record is from the annotation of a GenBank genome assembly. Lineage: Eukaryota; Metazoa; Arthropoda; Ostracoda; Podocopida; Cyprididae.